GUGGGGGGUGACAACAGCGGAGGGGACAGGCCAGGCUGCCAGCAGGUGGGCUGAUGCUGGCCAGGCUCCUCUGCACAGGUUGUCCCCCAGGACCAUGCUGAACGUGCUGCUGCUGUGCUGUGGGCUGCUGCAGGGGAUCCAAGCUGUCCUGGAUCUCAGGACUGCUGACCUCAGCUGUGGCCACCUGCAGAAGGCGAGCGGCGGGCUGGAGCGGGUGGACAGAGCCCGCCACACCAGCCUGCAGCGCAGAGUCAAGGAGGCGUCUGCCGAGCCGGCAGGAGCUCUCCCAAGGCUGGGGUUUGAGCAGAUGGCCCUGGGGGUCCAAGAAGCUGAUGGUGACCUUGUGCAGAGAAGCAGCCUGCUGGAACCACAGGCGUCGUCCACAGAACUGCAAGCUGAGGGCCGUGAGGAGCGCUCCCCCCGGCGCUGCGUCCGUCUGCUGGAGUCCUGCCUGGGCCACCAGAUCCCCUGCUGUGACCCCUGUGCCACCUGCUACUGCCGCUUCUUCAACGCCUUUUGCUACUGCAGGAAGAUCAGCACCACCUUCCCCUGCGGCAAGAACUAGUGCUCGUGGGGCUGCCAGCUCCUCGCCCCUGCGUGUGCCUCCUGCUCUGCAGCUCCAAUAAAGCAGCCCUUUGCAAAAGCCACUGCACAGUGGGAGUGGUGUGCUGUGUCUGCUCGGGCUCUCAGGGGACAGGGAGUGACAGCAAGGUGAGGGUGGCCUGUGCACAGCGUCCACACAUCCAGGACGCAUCCAUGUCAAACCAGAUGUGCCUCUUCUGGCUGUGUAAGUGUUGUUUCAGCAGCAGGGGUGCCCCAGGUGAUGUUCUGGCUAUGCUGCUGUUACCCACAAAAUCGGGUUCGUUCCUUGGUGUGCACCGAGCUGAUAACGACACACUUCAGAGAGAAAGUGAUUGUUUGUUUCAGAGCUGCCCCAGCCUGGGUGCUCGGUGUUAUUCCACAAAUCCAGCACACCCCACCAGACUUUCUGUGCCAUUAUUAACACGGAGAAGCUCAGGGUUGGUUGGUAACUUCCCAAGCGCAGCCUCACUAUGAAGAUUGGUUAGUAAUUUCCAUAGAAUUCCAGCUAACUUCUACUCAUGCUCAUGGGAAGGGU
Messenger RNA from Ficedula albicollis (Collared flycatcher), 1117 nucleotides. RefSeq names its product agouti related neuropeptide (gene AGRP). Gene Ontology annotation, cellular component: extracellular region. Lineage: Eukaryota; Metazoa; Chordata; Aves; Passeriformes; Muscicapidae. The coding region runs from base 95 to 565 and encodes 156 amino acids. The transcript is spliced from 3 exons. Gene Ontology annotation, molecular function: neuropeptide hormone activity; type 1 melanocortin receptor binding. Gene Ontology annotation, biological process: hormone-mediated signaling pathway; adult feeding behavior; positive regulation of feeding behavior. The record is from RefSeq and is a predicted model, not a curated record.